UUUUUUUGAAUACUGUAUAUUACGAAAAUAACCUAAUGGAAACCGAAUUUAGUAAAUUAAAUAUCUCAGGUGAAGAUUCCAAUCACAAAAGUUGUUCAUAUUGUAACAAACCUUUUACUGAAGAAUCAUGGUGUAAAGAAUGUGACCCAUUUAGAAAAAUAGAAGGAUGGACCAGUGGAAAUUCAGAUAUUGAUAAGUUUAUAAAAGAUACAAUGUAUAAGCAAGUAUAUAGUUAUAAUAUUCUUGAAUGGGUACCAUUUGAUAGAUUUACAGAUAUAAAAGAAAUUGGUGAAGGUGGAUUCGCCAAAGUAUAUACUGCAACUUGGAUUGAUGGUAAAUCAAAUUAUGAUGGAAGUUGGAAAAAAAAAGAACCCGAAUCUAUGGAAAUUGCCUUGAAAAGGCUGAAUGGAUCACAGAAUAUGUCAGAUAAAUAUUUAAAUGAACUUAAAAUACAUUGGGAAAUUUCUAAUAAACAUGGAUUAAAAUUUUAUGGAUUAACUAAAUGCCCAGAAACUAAAGAAUUUAUGAUGAUUAUACAAUUUGCUGAUAAAGGAAAUUUGAGAAGUACUCUUUCAAAUAACUUUAACAAAAUUAUGUGGGGAACAAAAAUUAUGUAUUUAUAUAUUGCACUCAUAGACGUAGAUGAUUUACAUGAAUUAGGAUAUUGCCAUAAAGAUUUUCAUAGUGGGAAUAUUUUACUAGCUAGCGCUACUUAUAUUUCAGACUUUGGAUUAUCAGGACCAGCAAAUGAACAAAAAUCAGAUGGUAAAGUUUAUGGAGUAAUGCCAUAUAUUGCACCAGAAAUCUUAAACGGAGAACCAUAUACAUCAUCAUCUGAUAUUUAUAGUGUAGGUGUAAUUAUGGCUGAAUUAUCAUCAGGAAAACCACCUUUUUACAAUAAAAAACAUGAUUUAAGCUUAGCAUUAGCCAUAUGUAAUGGACUCAGACCAGAAUUUGGAAAAGGAACUCCUGAAUUUUACAAGAAAUUAGCUUAUAAAUGCAUGAAUGCUAAUCCAAAUGAAAGACCAACAGCUUUUGAAUUAUACGAUAUAUUUAAGUUUUGGAAAAAUUCUAUUGAAGGUAGUUAUAGUGUAGUAGAAAAAUUCGGUUAUAAAGGAAAAGAAAUCAAAGCAGCAUUUGAAGAAGCUGAUAAAGAAAUACCAAACAUCUCAACUUCAUAUGAAAAGAAUUCUGAUGCUGUAUUUACUAGUAGAGCGUUUACAUUUAGCAAUUUAUUAUCAAAACCUGUUAAUUCAUCCAUUAUCACAUCAUAUAUUAAUAAUGAAGUUUGUGACUCUCAAUUAAUCGACUUGGAAGUAUCUAAUUCAAUACAAUUAAGAGAUAUUGACGAUGAAAGUAAGGUUGAUGAUUUAGUGAAUUAAAUAUUUAUUAGCUAUAGUUGAUAGCUUAAUUACUCUAUAAUGCACUAGCUGCUGUAACCUAUUGCGUUACAAUAGGAUUAAUUUAUGGUAAUAUACAAAUUUAUACCCAUGGCCUUUUUUCUUUUUCUGUUACAGGCUUAUCUUACUUUACAUAAUCUUUUUUGCACUGUUCAAGCAGUUGCCAUAUUUCUUUCAUAUAUUGUAUUACAUUAGUAUUAUGGAAGCAUAUCCGAUUUAUAAUUUAUAAUCAAUAUAAUCAAAUUUUUUUAUUUAUAUCAUUAAAAUUUACUACAACUUUUUAGAGAAUGGAGAUAGUAACAAAAAAAAAUUGCAAUAAAAAAUGAACAAU
This is a messenger RNA of Rhizophagus irregularis DAOM 181602=DAOM 197198, 1731 nucleotides long. RefSeq lists its product as uncharacterized. Gene Ontology annotation, molecular function: protein kinase activity; ATP binding. Gene Ontology annotation, cellular component: cytoplasm. Gene Ontology annotation, biological process: protein phosphorylation; signal transduction. The record is from RefSeq and is a predicted model, not a curated record. NCBI's taxonomy places the organism in Eukaryota, Fungi, Glomeromycota, Glomeromycetes, Glomerales, Glomeraceae.